Lytechinus pictus (painted urchin) is the source of this 3421-nucleotide messenger RNA. Its product is annotated as centrosomal protein POC5-like. Gene Ontology annotation, cellular component: centrosome. Bases 1 to 1659 code for a protein of 552 amino acids. The record is from RefSeq and is a predicted model, not a curated record. The transcript has 10 exons. Lineage: Eukaryota; Metazoa; Echinodermata; Echinoidea; Temnopleuroida; Toxopneustidae.
AUGUCUACAUCGACUGAGGCAGAUAGCAUCCCGAUGCUCCCUCCUGAUGAUUCACCAGGAAGCUCCAUCUCCUCGAGUCUCCAGGAAGAAUACCAGGAGCUGCUGCAGUAUGCUGUAGUCACUCCACAUUAUGAUCCUUCUCAGCUCCCCCACACCCUUGCCGGAGCUGCCCAAUCGUUCCAACCCCAGAGACCGAUCAAAGACCAGCUCAUCUAUCUCCAGUCAAGCGAUGAGAGUAGUUCAGUGAGUGAACCGUCGGCAAAACUUGGAGAGAGCAUGGUUGCUACCCAUGGUUCUCAAAAUGGUGAAGAGCCCCCAACAGAUUCACAGGAUGAAGGUUCUAGAGAUCAAGAGCUCCGUAGAAGGGACCUCACUGCUCCAGUCAAUGAAUUCAGGAGCCCAGUUAGACCUUAUCCACCAGAAGAACUUGGAUCUAGUACUCCACUGUCCACAGACCAGUCUACUCUGACCAACCAGUCCAGCAGCCCUGGUUCACCUGUUAUGGACCAAGACCUGGUCCGAAUGGAGAAGCUACUGGACAACUGGAGCCUUGAGCUCAAAAGGGGUGUUUUGGCUGAGCUGAGUCAAGCUAAGAUCCAGGUGAUAGAGAAAUCUCGGGUGGAUGCACGAUUACAAAGAGAAAAGUCGGACAGAGACCUGAGACGGGUGCAGAAUGAGAUUGAGAAUCAGAAGGAGUUGCUUCACACUUUUGAGCAGUCCGUGGAACGCAAGGAUCACAUCAUCUCCAAUCUUACAAGAGCCGUCCAGAAAGAGAAGGAUCGCUUUCAGAUGCUCCGGCGAUUUGAAUCAUGGAAGCUAAGGCACAGUGAAGAUAGGAGACAGGUGUUUACGAUGAAACUGGCAAAACGGCACCACGAGAAGCAUUUAAAAUCUAAAGUAUGGUCUGCCUGGCAUAGCAUCAUUGUUGCUAAAUGGAGACAGAGGGUAGAGAAGGCAUGCCAGACCAAGGCUCAAGAAGUCUGUAUGAAGCUCACCAAUGACUACGAGGCAAGGUUGGCUUCUUUGAACGAAGCCCUUGAAGCUGCACGAGCUGAGGUGACCAAGCUCCACGGCGAGAGGGAUUACUAUGAAGAAUCGAUGAAGAAGGCCUUCAUGAGAGGUGUUUGUGCUCUCAACAUGGAAGCUAUGGCCAUGUUUCACGAUGGGGAGGAAGGCAGCGGACAGCCUCAACCGUCUUUCCCACCGUCGGCACCCACCCCAGCAGCAGCUGCCCCUGUUCCUACCCCAGCUCCAGCCAGACCGUCACCAUCCGUCAAUACCACUUCGCUGGGAAGAUCUAUACCAAACUCUAAGCCUACGUCAUCGCAGAGCCAGAGGGGCAAUGUUUCAGCUGUCAAGAAAACGGCAACCUGGAGAUCAUCAGAUAGUAAGACGGUGACAGCCAGAGCAAGCGGAAUGAGCGACUUGAAGACAUCCAGUGGCCUAAACCCGCCUAUGGCUUCGGUGGUGGUUGAACGGCAUCAUCCAAUUACCCAGCAAACCCUUGGUCACGCCACUGCUUCCCGAUAUCCAAUGUCGACAACCCAGAGCUUGCCGAGCCAUCUCAAAGGUGCAUCGUCCAAGAGUGGAAGUAGUAUGCCAUCUAGAAAGCAACCAACAGCAGUGACAGGGGCACCGACCGUUAAAGUAGUUCACUAAUCAGUUUCAGACGCGCCAAAUCUCACGUCUUGGGCAUGAGAGUCCCGCUUUUCCAGACUCUUGCUCGAUCUUCCCCCAAAUUUCUUUCACAUGCUUGUAUCUCAGCCUAUCCUCAUUAUAGGCACUGCCUGGUUAUCAUGCCAAGUCACAAUUCCUUGCCUAUGAAAAAAAUCACAUGAAAUUGCUGUCCUUUGACCUUGGCAUUUCUGCCAUCUGGAUUUAUAUAAUUAGAUCUGGGCUACCAGCUCUUAAAGUGGUCCACUUAUUCUUAUGGAACUACUAGGUUUGGGGCACCAACUCUUUAAGUAGUCCACUAAUCCUUCUAGAACUACUAGGCUAUCGGGUGUUAAAUUACUCCACUAAUUCUUGCGGAACUGGUAAAUCUGGGGUGCCUAUUGUUAAAGUAGACUGCUAUGAACUUAUUCUUUAAAAAUGUGAUCAUACACUUACAGUUGUUUUAAAUGUCUUAAAUCGGUUCAUUGAAAGAAUGAAAUUAACCUAGCUGUAUUUGCGUGCAAGUAAUAAUGUUUGUAAAAUCUAAAUGGCGUCUGACUGUCCAUCUGUCACAAAUAUCUUUCGACUCACAACUUGGUAACUGGUUGUCUUAUUGCAACCAAACUUGAGUGGUAGAUGCAUUUGGGGGUACCAUCAUGUCGUGGUGUGGUCGGAGGUCAUAUGGUGUGGUCAAGGGUCAUUCGAAGUCAUAUUGUUUUUGAGUACCUGCAGGUUUUUUUUUCAUACGUUCAAGUUUACUUGCAAGACUCUAUAUGACGACCGCAGUUCAGGUCCAUAUAUUGGUGGUACGGGGACAUGCCGCUUUGAUGACCCCCUUUUUCAGACCUAAUUUUCUGUUCUCUAGAUACUCUGAAUGACAAAAGUUCAGUGCAGAAGCCUCCCUGCCCCACUCACAAGACUCCCGUGACGAGACAUCUCAGUUCCCCAGCCCUGCCAAAAUCGUCAAGCGCGAGCACCGCAUGCGAGAGAUGCACGUACGGCUUUGCAACUCCCUACACGUAAUUAGUAGCCGCUCUGUGCAUGGCUAGCGCAUGCACAGCGCUAUGGUGCAACGUACCUACAGUGCUGCGAUCCUGUUCAGUAGACCCUGUUUUUCUAACCGCCCGGUAUUUAUUUCGUUCCCAAGACCCCAUAUUUUACCCUUGUAGUCAGUUCCUUAGACCCCCAUUUCAGAGUUUCGUGAGGCACACCCCCCUCAAAAAAUAAUUUGAGAUCCCCCCCCCCCCCCCCCCCCCCGGGAUGAACCAAAUUUUCAUUUGAUAAAGUAAUAAUUAACUAGUAGACUAAGCGGGCGGUAUUCUGAAGUCAUUUUAUCUUUAAAAUUGUUUAUUUUAUCUCUUAAAAUGAAAUUGAUAUUCUGAGAGGACAUUUUACCUCUCAAUUAAAAUUUAGAAUUUUAUCUUGUGUAUCUAUAGACGAUGCGCGACAGAGAGGUGCCUGCGUAGACAUACCCAUUGCAUAUCUUACCAUUGCAACUCAUGAUGUGCUUGCACCCAUCAUACUUUGAAGAAAAAUAAAAUGAAAUUAAAAGAGGGUAGGAGCUAUUUUAUCUCCGCAACAUUUGUGAAUGAACUACAAAUGUUGACAUGAAAAUGAAGAAAAAUGAUAUAUACAUUGAGAGUAACACCUUAACGUUAUUCCUGUACAAUCAGGAAUUAUUUCAAAAGACUUCUUGACUAAUAUUGUCUUUGAAAUGAUGCUUGAAAAGAUGCGAUAACGACAUCAAAAAAGACGAGAGUAUUGUUUU